UAUCAUUAUACUUGACCCAACUAUGCCACGUCCCCAAUGUGCCGCGACCACACUGUGCUGGGUUAUUUUUAUUAAUAUAUAACUUGCCCACAUAACUAACUGCUUAUAGUAAAUAAUUAUUAUUCUUGAUAUGGUUAACUGAUUUGGUACAUUCGACACAUUUGACAUAUUAUGUUGUUCAUCCAUUACGUUUAACGUACAGUUAUUCAAAUUAAAAAUGAGUAAAACAGGCCAGUAUAAAACAUAAAAACAUGAUACAUCGAGCUUAAUCCUAAUGCAUGAUGCGAGUGUUGUGUGUGAUUAUCAUAUUAGCCAUGAGGGCAAUACAUCAGGCUGAAAGUUUUAGUGAUUUGCUAUCACAUUUAAACCGUUGUAAAUGGAGACAGCUGGACGAAUGUCUAACAGACGAUCUAAAAAAUUCUAUAGAUAUGGCGUUAUCUACGAACGAUACUUAUCGACUAAAUCAAUAUUUAACAGUUACAAUCAAUGGCCACCCAGAAAAAAAUAGAUUCACCGAAACGGAUUCCUUAUUCACGCGGAUUUUAACAUUUAUUGGAACGCUUAACUUCAACUAUGCACCAAAAGAAUCAAUGAAUGAUUCUUCCGAUGAAUCACCUGAUGGUAUCAAUGAAAGUCGUAAGAAAAAAAGUAAAGGCGGUAAAAAAGACAAAAUGAGUAUGAUGGUGGCCAUGGGAGCAAUGGGAAUGUCUGCUAUAGGUGGAAUGUUUAAUACAGCAAUGACUGGUGGUGUUUCAAUGAUAGCUAUGAAAGCUCUAAUUAUAGCUAAAACGGCUCUUAUAUUAGCUAUUAUCAUAGCAAUAAAGAAACUUCUAGGUGGAGGCGGCGGUACCAUUGGAAUACCUCAACAGCCAGUUAUGUGGAAUAAUGGAGGUGGUGGGUCAGAUGGAGGUUAUCGUAGAAGUUUCAACCCGACAAAUAAUCAAAACCUAAUUGCUUCAUCGUUAGCUUAUAAUGAUCAAAUUAAAAAUAUUUCUAGUAUAUUAUAAAUUCUUAUUUACUAAAAGCAAAAACUAAAAAUUAGGGAAGACGGCGAUUUGAUAAACAUUUAAAUGUUUAUACUAGUCUCAUCUACUUUUUCUUAAUUUUUAUUGUUUGCAAAUUAUUUACAUUAAGUUAAAAAUUUGAUAUA
Messenger RNA from Daktulosphaira vitifoliae (grape phylloxera), 1150 nucleotides. RefSeq lists its product as uncharacterized. The coding region runs from base 279 to 1007 and encodes 242 amino acids. The record is from RefSeq and is a predicted model, not a curated record. NCBI's taxonomy places the organism in Eukaryota, Metazoa, Arthropoda, Insecta, Hemiptera, Phylloxeridae. The transcript is spliced from 3 exons.